UUUCCGAUAUUACUGUUUUCGUUAUUUCAAGAUGAAUUUUAAUAAUAAUAUACAAAUUGGUGACAAUGAGUAAGUAAACAAUACUAAAAAUUUAUUGUAUAUUGUAUCCGAUGUCUUCCUGUAUCGUGUUAAAUUUGUAAUGUUAAAAGAAGUAUACAUCAUUUCCUCAACUGACAGUGACAAUGUAAAUUUACAAUUUAUAUUUUGUACUUUUAAAGGGGUACCCCGAAUUACCGAAAUGCCCCCAGAAAUUGCCGAAAUGCCCCAUAGUACUACCGAAAUGCCCCUUCCAACGUAAUAUGUUUUACGGCGUGACCGUGUUUGAGGGCGAAGCAAAAAAGUUUUGGCAUUAUUAUCUAUAUCCAAAACAGGACAAAAACAACCCAAAGUUAGCACGCGGACGGAGCUGUACCAAAGCAUCCUAAUUUUGGACAUUUGAUCCGCCUAUAUAUUGAACGCGGGAAAUAUAACGCAAUUGAUGUAAACAGUACAUUGUGACGUCAUAUUCAGUGUCGUUAUUUAGCAAAUUUACAAACAUAGCGUUUGAACCACAACAAAAAACAUGGCGUUAAUUGUGGAGUGAUUAUAUAUGAUUAAGAAAAUAAGAUUUACAUGCUUUUACGGAUUUUAUGUGUAACAUCUCAGAACGACGUUAACUAGGGUAGACGAGAUUCAAAAUGGAGGAAUACAUGUCCACGCGCUAAUAUUCGAAUCGACGCCAUUGGUACCAAACUUUUCAAGUUCCAUAGUGGAGAACAAUGAAAUCCCUACAGCGUAGUGUCUCACUCAGUCUGUUGUAAGCGAGGAAAUGUCCAAAAAUAGAUCAUGAAUGGAAAGGUGAUACCAAGGACACCAAUUGCAGUGGACUUUUGGAAGAUAAGAGAAUGUCCGAAUGCCCGACUGUUUUUUCUGACGCAUCUCCAUGGGGAUCAUACUGUAGGACUGACUUCCUCUUGGCAACACAAAAUUUACUGUUCUGAAAUCACAGGCAAGUUACUGGAGGAGAGGUAUGAGGUUACGCCCUCUCUCAUUUGUCCCUUGGAGACGGGGUGUAGCCACGUCAUGUACGUCGACUCGGACCAAGUAGAGCAAAUGUCUGUAACAGUGAUAGAUGCCCAUCACUGCCCGGGAAGCGUCAUGUACCUGUUCGAGGGAUAUUUUGGUAAAAUCUUGUACACAGGCGACUUUCGCUUUGAUUCAAACAUGAAAAAUGACCCUCUGAUGUUGAAUUUGUCAAACACUGAUAUUGUGUACCUUGACAACACAUAUAAUUCUCCAAGAUGUGUGUUUCCCUCCAGGGAGGAGUCCCAACAGCAGGUGUUGGAAAUAAUUGGUAGCCAUCCGGGGUUUAACAUCAAGAUUGGAUUGCGGAACUUAGGAAAGGAAGACCUCCUGGUUGUCAUUGCUCAAGUUCUCCAGGAGUGGAUCAAAGUCUCCCCAAUCUUUCUGAAGGUGGCAGAACUUUUAGAUCUCCCAGACGUUUUCAUCACAGGAGAGACAGAUGCCAGGAUUGAAGUCGUGCCAUUUUACUCCAUCUCCAACAAAAACAUUGAACGGUGGAACAAUCAGCACCCUACAAUAGCUAUCCUGCCGACAUCCUUAUACACGGGGUUAGAAAUGAGUCCUUUCUGUAAUCAGGAAAAUGUAUUCAUUGUUCCCUACUCUGAUCACAGCUCAUUUAAUGAGCUCAUAGAUUUUGUAAAGCUCAUCAAACCAAGCUGUGUCUAUCCCAUAGUAUCUGGGAAAGGUAGAGGGCCUUUUGGAUUAGAUAUUACCGAUCGGGCUGAUGUUUCUAUGUACAAGACUCAUCUUGGUAAACCACGGACAAGAAAUGCCGAAAUUCCAGACAGUGUCAAAAGAUGGAUGUGUGGGACUCGAACUUUACCGCCAGCCAAAGUAUUCAAGAAGAAACCGCUUGCCUUAACCAGGUCUCGGCAGAGCUUGAAGAAAGGGGUUCAUUUUGAUGAUUCGAAGGAUGAAGUUUCUGAACCUAAACCUAAGAAGAAUAGGACCUCAGAUACUGAUGUCGUGGAUGAUGAUGGAAAAUCUAAACCAGAUGAAAACUUCCAGUUAGUCGUUAGAGAAGGUGAGAACAAAGAAAACAGCAAAAAGGAAAAUUUAAAGGGCAACAACUCUGUCAAUACUCCUGUUGAAAAUAUUGUAAACUCAUCGGGAAAUGAGGACAUACAAUCUGAUAAAAAACAUGAAGAAAACUGUGACAGGUCUUCUGAUAUCGAAAAUAUAAACCUUCAAUGGGUAUCAGAAGAAAAUGAAAAUGGACAGGUUGGUAGAAAAGAUCAUUUAAAUGGAAAAAAGAGUGAAAAUCCACCUGAUGUAGAAAUUGUUAACACUAGAGAAAAUGAAGGGCAAGCUAAAACGAAGAAAGAUGAGGCCCUAGUCUUUUCACAUAUAUGUACUAAGUGUGUUAAGGAAAGGAAAGAUCAGGGGGACACGGGGAGGAAUUCUACAGGAAGGAAAAGGCAGCCCAGGAAGAGCUUCCUUUUGUAUGUGACGGACACAGACAUGUUCGAUGUGGACGAUACGUCUGAAACGCGUUCAACCGAGAAAAACAAAGAUAAUCAGGUCUGCAGCACGAUGACUCGCCCUAGUUGCCUUAACACUCAAUCGUCAACAAAACCUCUCAGGAAUUUCAAUUUGCUACGAGUUGUUCCGAUUUCACAGAACACUAAAAUGAAGUGUAGGAGGUCAACGAACUCUGUCUUGGAUUUCAGAUCUUUUAAAGUCAUUCCCAUUUCAUCAAAAACUAAAGCAAAGAGUUGGGAAAAGCAGAGGAGUGUCAUUUCCCACGAUUCCAUCAAAAGACCAUCGUUUAACGUCAAGCCACUGUAGACCAGGAUCACGAUUUCAACAUUGACAGUCAUUUUCAUGUAUCGUUUUAAUUUACCGGUUAUGUUGUACGUACGUUUUAAAAAAAAUUAUCCAGAAAA
Messenger RNA from Ostrea edulis (European flat oyster), 2948 nucleotides. RefSeq names its product 5' exonuclease Apollo-like. NCBI's taxonomy places the organism in Eukaryota, Metazoa, Mollusca, Bivalvia, Ostreida, Ostreidae. Gene Ontology annotation, molecular function: damaged DNA binding; 5'-3' DNA exonuclease activity. Gene Ontology annotation, biological process: double-strand break repair via nonhomologous end joining; protection from non-homologous end joining at telomere; interstrand cross-link repair. The transcript has 2 exons. The record is from RefSeq and is a predicted model, not a curated record. Bases 826 to 2850 code for a protein of 674 amino acids.